Geodia barretti is the source of this 888-nucleotide messenger RNA. Lineage: Eukaryota; Metazoa; Porifera; Demospongiae; Tetractinellida; Geodiidae. The record is from the annotation of a GenBank genome assembly.
AUGACGACCACGCACGAGCACAUCUUCAUCGACUUCGUGUGCAUGUACACACCGCCAACCGAGGCGAGCGCCAAGCAUCUCGGCGAGGAACAGGUGACGAUGGAAAACCUCGGCUGGGUGCGGUAUGACCCGUUCCGCAAUAUCGACAACCUCGAACUGCUCGAUGAAGACUUGGCGAUCUACGAAAUCGCGCUGUUUGGAAGAGUGGGCGGAGGCACGAUCGUCGAUGCAACGACCAUCGGCAUCGGGAGAGACCCGCUGGCUCUCGCCCGCGUGGCCAGGGCGACCGGGGUGAACAUCGUGAUGGGCGCGGGCUACUACGUGGAUAUUGUGCAUCCUGACGACAUGGACGGUCGUUCUGAGGACGAAAUCACCCAGCAGAUAAUCGACGAGUUGACCGUCGGUGUUGGCAACACGGGGGUGAAGGCUGGGAUUAUCGGAGAGCUUGGCUGCUCCUGGCCGCUGACGGACAACGAGCGGAAGGUGCUGAGGUCGGGCGCGCGCGCUCAGCAGGAGACCGGGGCGGGCAUACUCAUACAUCCGGGACGGAACCCGCGCGCUCCCUUCGAGAUACUCGACAUCCUCGAAGGAGCGGGCGCGGACGCCGGCCGCGUUAUCAUGGGACAUCUCGACCGGACGGUCUUCGACUCCGACACGCUCUUGGAGUUCGCCGAGCGCGGCUCGAUGCUGGAGUACGACCCUGUUCGGCUGGGAGACGUCGCACUACUCGCUUGGCGCGAACGACAUGAUCCACGACGGCCAGCGGCUCGACUACGUCCAAUUGCUUGUCGAGCACGGUCACCUUUCCAGGAUCGUGCUGGCGCAGGACGUGUUCUGCAAGUCGCGCACCUUUACGUACGGCGGGUACGGGUAUGGCCACCUGAUUGA